Amoebophrya sp. A25 is the source of this 733-nucleotide messenger RNA. The record is from the annotation of a GenBank genome assembly. NCBI's taxonomy places the organism in Eukaryota, Dinophyceae, Syndiniales, Amoebophryaceae.
GCCUCAGUCACUCACUCGCGAGAGGAGACGCGAGACGCACUCGCAAGGAGUGACUCGCCCACGCUCACAGGUCAAGAUCGACGCGACUCGCAUUCACACGGCGCGGCUCACUCUCGCAAGCUUCGGCUUGCUCACAUUAUAAAUCUCACAAGACGCGGCCCACGCUCAUAAGAUCAAGACCUGACUUAUACUCACGCGACGACGUGGCCCACAUUCGAGAGAGUGCGGCUCACACUCCUUCGCUGGGGCGGCCCCGCUGCCAGUUCCUACGAGUGUUGGGCGUGAGAGUGGCGUCUGUGAUUCUGUCCUUCGUUCUGCACAACUUUCCCCUCAAGGUCAAAGAUCAUACUAUCAGGGACUAUCUUGGAGCACUUCCUUACGUACAUUUUUGUAUGCCUCCUCUCCGAUGAUCCGAAAUUAAAAAUGCCAGGAAUUUAGUUCACGAAAAUUUUUUAGCCUACACGUACGAGCGACGGCGGUUGCGAUGAUAGAUAAUCGAAACCCGUGAUCCCAUUCAGCAUAUGCGCGCGCGUUCAUGUGCGUGCCUACACACUAUCACGAAGAAACGAUGUCAUUCAUGGUCAGGGCUCCCGGCAACAUCAUCCUACUGAAUCUGAAUUUUCUUGUCUCAAUCAAUGUGCUGCAUUCAUCAGAAAAAGAAUCUCGUAAAGAAUCACAAUCAAUCAUUUUGAAAAGGCACGCCAUGUCGAGGGCGUGCGCGAGAAUAGUUUGA